Molecule: messenger RNA, 477 nt
Organism: Triticum turgidum subsp. durum (durum wheat)
Lineage: Eukaryota; Viridiplantae; Streptophyta; Magnoliopsida; Poales; Poaceae
Source: the annotation of a GenBank genome assembly
AUGUCGCUCAUGCCUUGGUUCGGCGGUGGCCGGGGAGGGAUGGACCCCUUCUCCUCCGACCUCUGGGACCCCUUCGGCGCCUCCUGGCCCUUGGACGGCGGCCGCCGCGAAGGCGGCAGCCGUGACGACGCGACCGCCAUGGCUCGCACCAACGUCGACUGGCAUGAGAACGACAAGGAGCACAUCUUCUCCGCAGAGAUCCCCGGGGUGAGGAAGGAGGACGUGAAGGUGGAGGUGGAGGACGGCAACGUGCUCAAGAUCAGCGGGGAGAAGACGCGGGAGGAGGAGCACAAGGGCGACGCCUGGAACCGCGUGGAGCGCAGCUUCGGGUCCUUCAUGCGCCGGUUCCGCCUGCCGGAGAACGCCAAGGCGGACGGCAUCCGGUGCACCAUGCAGGACGGCGUGCUCAGGGUCGUCGUGCCCAAGGACGAGGAGGCCCAGAAGCAGCGCAACGUCCGCUCCAUCGACAUCGCCUAA